Messenger RNA from Ceratotherium simum simum (southern white rhinoceros), 3823 nucleotides. Its product is annotated as rho GTPase-activating protein 7. Gene Ontology annotation, biological process: actin cytoskeleton organization; signal transduction; regulation of Rho protein signal transduction. NCBI's taxonomy places the organism in Eukaryota, Metazoa, Chordata, Mammalia, Perissodactyla, Rhinocerotidae. The record is from RefSeq and is a predicted model, not a curated record. Gene Ontology annotation, molecular function: GTPase activator activity; lipid binding; protein binding. Gene Ontology annotation, cellular component: membrane raft; focal adhesion.
GGUGCCUGGGAGGCAGUGCGCUCCAGCCGCCCGUGCGAGGGCGCAUCCCUCCUAUCCUGGCCAUGGCCGAAUGUCCCCGCAGCAGGAGCAGCUGCUCCCGGGCUUCUUGCCCGUCUCCCUGAGCGCUCUCCCUUUUCUACCUCUGGAAAACCCUGCGUUCUUUCUGGGGCCCUGGCGAAGGGACGGAGCGGCGAGCCAGGAUGCGCUGAGAACCGCCGGGGCGCGCGUCUCGGGUGCCGCCGUGGGUCCGGGCGCAGAAGCCGAGCUGCCUCUGGCUGCCCCGACUUCCCCACUGCGCGCCUGCCGCCCCCCGCCGCAUUUGAUGUGCAGAGAGAAGCCGGACACCAUGAUCCUAACACAAAUUGAAGCCAAAGAGGCUUGUGAUUGGCUACGGGCAACAGGUUUCCCCCAAUAUGCACAGCUUUAUGAAGAUCUCCUGUUCCCCAUUGAUAUUUCCUUGGUCAAGAAGGAGCAUGAUUUUUUAGACAGAGAUGCCAUUGAGGCUUUAUGCAGGCGUCUAAACACUUUAAAUAAAUGUGCGAUGAUGAAGCUGGAAAUUAGUCCUCAUCGGAAAAGAAGUGAGGAUUCCGACGAGGACGAGCCUUGUGCAAUAAGUGGCAAAUGGACUUUCCAGAGGGACAGCAAGAGGUGGUCCCGGCUUGAAGAGUUCGAUGUCUUUUUUCCAAAGCAGGACCCAGUCCCUGGGUCCCCAGACGAUCCCCACCUGAAGAACGCGGCGAGCCACGAAAGCAUGCUGACGGACCUCAGCGAGCGUCAGGAGGUGGCUUCCGUCCGCAGCCUCAGCAGCACCAGCAGCCUCCCCACCCAUGCGCCCCACAGCGGGGACGCUGCCACACCCCGGACUAACUCCGUCCUUAGCGUCUGCUCCUCCGGCAACUUGGUAGGCAACGACGACUCUUUCUGCAGCUUGCCCUCUCCCAAGGAAGUGUCCACCUUCAGCUUUAGCGUGAAAGGCCACGAGAAGAACACCAAGUCCAAGACGCACAGUCUGCUGAAACGCAUGGAGAGCCUAAGGCUCAAAGGCUCCCACCACAGCAAGCACAAGGCGCCGUCCAAGCUGGGGCUGCUCAUCAGCGGGCCCGUCCUUCAAGAGGGAAUGGACGAGGAGAAGCUAAAGCGGCUGAACUGCGUGGAGAUCUCCGCCCUCAACGGCAACCACAUCAACGUCCCCAUGGUACGAAAGAGGAGCGUCUCCAACUCCACGCAGACCAGCAGUAGCAGCAGCCAGUCUGAGACCAGCAGCGCUGUCAGCACGCCCAGUCCCGUCACCAGGACGCGGAGCCUCAGUGCCUGCAACAAGCGGGUAGGCAUGUACCUGGAGGGCUUUGAUCCGUUCAAUCAGUCGACGUUCAACAGCGUUAUGGAACAGAACUUUAAAAACCGCGAGAGCUACCCGGAGGACACAGUGUUCUACAUCCCAGAAGAUCACAAGCCUGGCACUUUCCCCAAGGCCCUCUCCAAUGGCAGUUUCUCUCCCUCAGGGAAUAACAGCUCUGUGAACUGGAGGACUGGAAGCUUCCAUGGCCCCGGCCAUAUCAGUCUGAGGAGGGAAAACAGCAGCGACAGCCCCAAGGAACUUAAGAGACGCAAUUCCUCCAGCUCCAUGAGCAGCCGCCUGAGUAUCUACGACAACGUGCCAGGCUCCGUCCUCUAUUCCAGUUCAGGUGAUCUGGCUGACCUGGAGAACGAGGACAUCUUCCCCGAGCUAGACGACAUCCUCUACCACGUGAAGGGGAUGCAGAGGAUAGUCAACCAGUGGUCCGAGAAGUUUUCAGACGAGGGAGACUCUGACUCAGCCCUGGACUCGGUCUCUCCGUGCCCAUCCUCUCCCAAACAGAUACACCUGGAUGUGGACAAUGACCGAGCCACACCCAGUGACCUGGACAGCACAGGCAACUCACUAAAUGAACCUGAAGAACCUGCCGACAUCCCAGAAAGGAGGGAUUCUGGGGUUGGGGCCUCCCUGACAAGGUCCAAUAGGCACAGACUGAGAUGGCACAGCUUCCAGAGCUCUCAUCGGCCAAGCCUGAACUCUGUAUCACUGCAGAUUAACUGCCAAUCCGUGGCCCAGAUGAACCUGCUGCAGAAAUACUCACUCCUGAAGCUAACUGCCCUGCUGGAGAAAUACACGCCUUCUAAUAAGCAUGGUUUUAGCUGGGCUGUGCCCAAGUUCAUGAAAAGGAUCAAGGUUCCAGACUACAAGGACCGGAAUGUGUUUGGGGUCCCUCUGACAAUCAACGUGCAGCGCACAGGACAGCCCCUGCCCCAGAGCAUUCAGCAAGCCAUGCGCUACCUCCGCAACCAUUGUUUGGAUCAGGUGGGGCUCUUCAGAAAAUCGGGUGUCAAAUCCCGGAUUCAGGCUCUGCGCCAGAUGAAUGAAAGUGGCAUAGACUGUGUCAACUAUGAGGGACAGUCCGCGUAUGACGUGGCAGACAUGCUGAAGCAGUAUUUUCGAGAUCUUCCUGAGCCACUAAUGACGAACAAACUCUCAGAAACCUUUCUACAGAUCUACCAAUAUGUGCCCAAGGACCAGCGCCUCCAGGCCAUCAAGGCCGCCAUUAUGCUCCUGCCUGAUGAGAACCGGGAGGUUCUACAGACGCUCCUUUAUUUCUUGAGCGAUGUCACAGCAGCUGUAAAAGAAAACCAGAUGACUCCCACCAACCUGGCUGUGUGCUUGGCGCCUUCUCUCUUCCACCUCAACACCCUGAAGAGAGAAAAUUCUUCUCCAAGGGUAAUGCAGAGAAAACAAAGUUUGGGCAAACCAGAUCAGAAAGAUUUGAAUGAAAACCUCGCUGCCACUCAAGGGCUGGCCCACAUGAUUGCUGAGUGCAAGAAGCUUUUCCAGGUUCCUGAGGAAAUGAGCCGAUGUCGAAAUUCCUACACCGAACAAGAGCUGAAGCCUCUCACUCUGGAAGCGUUGGGACGUCUUUGUAAUGACGACUCGGCUGACUACCAACACUUCCUCCAGGACUGUGUGGACAGCCUGUUUAAAGAGGUCAAAGAGAAGUUUAAAGGCUGGGUCAGCUACUCUACGUCUGAGCAGGCUGAGCUGUCCUAUAAGAAGGUGAGUGAAGGACCCCCUCUAAGGCUCUGGAGGUCAACCAUCGAGGUCCCUGCCAUGCCUGAGGAAAUCUUAAAGCGCCUACUUAAAGAGCAGCACCUUUGGGAUGUAGACCUGUUGGAUUCAAAAGUGAUUGAAAUCCUGGACAGCCAAACUGAAAUUUACCAGUAUGUCCAAAACAGCAUGGCACCCCAUCCUGCUCGGGACUACGUGGUUUUGAGGACAUGGAGGACCAAUUUACCCAAGGGGGCGUGUGCCCUUUUACUCACAUCCGUGGAUCAUGACCGGGCGCCUGUGGUGGGAGUGAGGGUCAAUGUGCUCCUGUCCAGGUAUCUGAUUGAACCCUGCGGGUCCGGGAAAUCCAAACUCACCUACAUGUGCAGAGCUGACUUAAGGGGCCACAUGCCAGAGUGGUACACAAAAUCUUUUGGACAUCUGUGUGCGGCUGAAGUUGUGAAGAUCCGAGACUCUUUCUGUAAUCAGAACACUGAAACCAAAGACAACAAAUCUAGGUGAUUCUUGAAGCAAAGCAACUGUGUCCACCAUCUGGGCGUUUGGUUCCAGAACCCUCACCGAUCCUUGGAAGAUUGGGUUUUGCGUCUAAUCCUGAAACAAAGAAAACUACAAGUUGGAGUGUAGGCAUUGACUAGAGUGAUAUGAUACAUUUUUAAAGCUGCUUCCUGUUUGUUUAAGGUCUGUAUUAUAGACCUUGACUGGAAUAUAUAAGACUGUGCAAAAAAA